Messenger RNA from Salvia splendens (bonfire salvia), 1914 nucleotides. Its product is annotated as L-ascorbate oxidase homolog. The transcript has 8 exons. Gene Ontology annotation, molecular function: copper ion binding; oxidoreductase activity. NCBI's taxonomy places the organism in Eukaryota, Viridiplantae, Streptophyta, Magnoliopsida, Lamiales, Lamiaceae. Bases 104 to 1735 code for a protein of 543 amino acids. The record is from RefSeq and is a predicted model, not a curated record.
UUCAAGAAAGAAAAGGGGCAAAAAGAGUAACUACUUUUUCCCGCGUAUUCUCAAAACAGAAAUAUUCUGCUAGAAACCGAAACUGUUUCAACACACCACCACCAUGUCCAUGAGAGGCUACACCGCCGCGUGUUCUCUCAUCGUCGCCCUAGCACUGCUUCUUGCCGUCAAUGCCGACAACCCCUACAGAUACUACACUUGGAAAAUCACCUACGGCGACAUUUAUCCUAUCGGCGUCAAACAACAGGGAAUUCUGAUUAAUGGGCAGUUUCCGGGGCCGACCAUCGAUUGCAUCACCAAUGACAACUUGAUCAUCAGUGUUUACAACUACUUGAAUGAGCCCUUUCUCCUUUCAUGGAAUGGAUUGCAGCAAAGAAGGAAUUCCUGGCAGGAUGGAGUAUCUGGUACAAACUGUCCGAUCCUGCCCCGUAGAAACUUCACUUAUGCCCUCCAAGCAAAAGAUCAGAUUGGGACUUACUUCUACUUCCCAUCACUUGGAAUCCAUAAGGCUGCUGGAGGAUAUGGGAGCAUCAAAAUCUACAGUCGUCCUCGAAUUCCUGUACCAUUCCCCCCACCUGCUGGGGAUCACGUUGUACUUGCUGGGGAUUGGUACAAGAGAAGUCAGAGACAACUGAGAUAUUUUGUGAAUGGUGGUCACACUCUCCCCUUCCCCGAUGGCAUCAUUAUCAACGGUCGUGGUUGGAAUGGAUAUACAUUCACUGUUGAACAAGGUAAAACAUACAGAUUCAGGAUAUCGAAUGUUGGGACUGCUACAUCCCUCAACUUCAGGAUUCAAGGGCACUUGAUGAAGCUGGUGGAAGUAGAAGGAUCUCACACAGUCCAGAAUACUUACUCCUCUCUGGAUGUCCAUCUAGGCCAGUCUUACUCAGUCUUGGUCACAGCAAACCAGCUACCAAAGGACUACUACGUUGUGGUCUCAACUCGUUUCACCUCCAAAGUUCUCACCAACGCCGCUAUCCUCCAUUACCGUAACUCAGUCACAAAAGUUUAUGGUCGUCCCCCUGGUGGACCCACCACUGAGAUUGAGUGGUCUCUGAACCAGGCAAGAUCCAUACGUCGGAACUUGACAGCAAGCGGGCCUCGACCCAAUCCACAGGGAUCGUACCACUACGGGCAGGUGAAACCGGUUAGGACCAUCAUGCUUGCCAACUCUGCUGUGUAUAUCAAUGGAAAGCAACGAUAUGCAGUGAAUGGAGUGUCGUAUACCCCCCCUGACACCCCUUUGAAGCUGGCGGACUACUUCAACAUUGGAGGUGUGUAUAGCAUUGGAAGCAUCUCCGAAAGACCUAAUUGGGGAAAUGCGUAUCUUGCUACCUCUGUCAUCCAAGCUAACUUCCGGGAUUACGUAGAGAUUGUGUUUCAGAACUGGGAAAAAACUGUGCAGUCAUGGCACAUGGAUGGAUAUUCAUUCUUUGUUGUUGGAAUGGACGGAGGGCAGUGGACUGAAGCAAGCAGAUCACGCUACAACUUGAGAGACACCAUUGCCCGCUGCACCACUCAAGUGUAUCCAAGAUCUUGGACUGCUGUUUAUGUAGCUUUGGACAAUGUGGGAAUGUGGAACAUAAGAUCUGAGGACUUGGCGAGGCAGUAUUUGGGGCAGCAGUUGUACCUUAAGGUUUACACCCCAUCAAAAUCUUAUAGAGAUGAGCUCCCUAUUCCGAAAAACGCUAUUCUUUGUGGGCGAGCGAGAGGGCAUCACACCAGACCUUUGUAGAAGACUGCAUUCAUCGUCACGAGAGGGUGACUGAGCUUACCGUAGGCGAAGCGAAGCAGCUCAACUUGAGCUCUCAGUUUUUACAUUUUGAUUCUUGAAUGUUGUACCACAUUGAUUCCAACUGAAUGGAAAUUACCACAUUAUGCAGUAAGAAUUUAAGUAAUUGAUGAGGAAGAGUU